AUGGCAGACAUAGGAGAUGGACCAUAUUCGGGGGAAGAUCUGACAGAUGCAAAAUCUAUUCCUGGUUUCAAAGGAAAGAACCUACCUGCUAGCAAGUCUAUGGACUCUGGAAUUCUGCCAGAUUACAGUUACAGAAUGGAUUAUCCAGAGAUGGGGGAAUGUGUAAUAAUAAACAAUAAGAAUUUCCACAGAAAGACCGGGAUGUUACCCCGUUCGGGUACGGAUGCGGAUGCUGCAAGUGUCAGAGAAGUUUUUAUGAUGUUGGGAUAUAAAAUAAAGAUCAACAAUGAUCUUUCAUGUGGGGACAUUUUUAAACUAUUGAAAAAUGUUUCUGAAGAAGAUCACAGCAAGCGAAGCAGUUUUGUUUGCGUGUUGCUAAGCCAUGGUGACGAAGGAUUCAUCUAUGGUACAGAUGGCCCUCUUGAACUGAAAGUGCUAACAAGUCUCUUCAGAGGUGACAGGUGCAGAAGUUUAGCAGGAAAACCCAAGCUCUUUUUCAUUCAGGCUUGUAGAGGGACAGAAUUAGAUUCUGGUAUUGAGGCAGACAGUGGAUCAGAAGAAACAGUUUGUCAAAAAAUACCUGUAGAAGCAGACUUCCUGUAUGCAUAUUCUACAGCUCCAGGCUAUUACUCCUGGAGGAAUUCAGCUGAAGGCUCCUGGUUUAUUCAGUCACUGUGUAAAAUGCUAAAGGAACAUGGAAGGAAACUUGAACUCAUGCAGAUUUUAACUCGUGUAAAUCGCAGAGUGGCAGAGUAUGAGUCCUGCUCGACUCGGCAGGAUUUCAAUGCAAAGAAACAGAUUCCAUGCAUUGUCUCUAUGCUCACCAAAGAAUUUUACUUCCCUUGCUAAAAGAAUUUCACCUUGUAAUUUUUCAGUUCAUGUUUUUAUCUGUAAUUUAUAUGCAAUGUUAGUAUGGAAUACCACUUUUAAAUCUGAAUUGCUGUUCACUAC
Balearica regulorum gibbericeps (East African grey crowned-crane) is the source of this 951-nucleotide messenger RNA. The record is from RefSeq and is a predicted model, not a curated record. Lineage: Eukaryota; Metazoa; Chordata; Aves; Gruiformes; Gruidae.